CAUUUCUCGGCGUAGAAAGCCGCCUGGAUUUUUGAGUGGAAAAAAAAAAAGAAGACGCAGACGUCACAGACCUCGCCUGCUGUUCCCAAAUUGUUAUUGCAAACUAAUCGGAGCAUUGUUGGCGGAAUUGCACCGUCUGCCGCUGCGUGGAUUGUGCGACGACCGGGUGGAUGGCAUGCUGGUGGUAGCUGGUAGACGAUUAUCGGCUUUUUAGUUUUAAACGGCGUGCCUUGGCGGAGAGGAGAGGAUUUGGUUUUAUUUAAGGGUCCUGUGACAAUGAACGAGCAGGAGGCUGGUGUGGUCUCAUUUGACGAAUACGUGCGGCAAAAGGCCCGAACUGUACCCCAGCACAGGAUGAAGGAGUUCCUGGAGUCCCUCUCCAAGGGGGAGUUCAGUCAGCAGGGAGGGGCGACCGCCACCACGACCACCACCACAGCUGCCAUGGUCUACCAGGACCAGACCAACAACUGCGUCUACACUGACAGCACAGAGGUGGCUGGCUCUCUCUUGGAGCUGGCUUGUCCGGUACAGCUGACGUCAGCAGAGAUUUCGCCUCAACUUUCCAUGCAUUCAGAACCUGAACAGCCACUUCAAGUCCAGGUUCAGAUCCAGGGGCAGCCGGUCUUGCAGAUGGCCACGUCCGCCCAACAGGACCUGCAAGGAAUGUCGACUUCGCAACUCGUGCCGCAGGAAGAGCUCACAGAGGAGCAGCAGCAGCAGAUUCAGGCACAGCUGGUCGCAGCCGUAAGCGGAGAGCAGCAGAUUCAAUUGGCAAGCGGUCACCAAAUCCAGCUGCAAGGUACGCAGCAAAUUCAACUAGUGGAUGGGCAGCAUAUUCAGCUGGAGGCCGGCCAACAAAUUCAGCUGCCGGACGGACAGCAGAUUCAACUUCAGGGCGGACAGCAGAUUCAGCUACCGGACGGACAGCAGAUUCAACUGCACGACGGGCAGCAGAUUCAGCUACCGAGUGGCCAACACAUCCAGCUUCAGGGGGGGCAGCCGAUCCAACUACAAGACGGACGGCAGAUUCAACUCAUGGGGGGGCAGCACAUCCAGCUACAAGACGGACAACAGAUCCAGUUGCCGGACGGACAACAGAUCCACAUCCAGACCAUUGAGGCCAUAUCUCCUUCGCAGCAACAGAACUCUCCCAGGGAGGCAGAGAGGCGGCCCGCCACCGGCUCAUCUGUUCUUCCGCCCGCCAAGAAGCGCAAGGUAGACACCCCCUUGACGGUGUCCUACGCCGUUCCCCAGGGGCAGCAAGUGGCCACGGUCAUCACCAUCCCUCAAGGGCAGCAGCAAAACUACGUGUCCCUGCGGCCCGACUUGCUCACAGUCGACAGCACUCAGCUGUACAGCGCCACGGGGACGAUCACGGGCCCCGCGGGGGAGACGUGGACCAUUCCCGUGUACUCUACCGCUCAGCAGCAGGGCGUGACUCACAUCGCCAUACCGCAGGAGACGUACAACACGGUGCAACUCGCGGCUGCCAACGGCAAGCCGGGCUCCUCGGCCAAGUCCGCGGACGUGCAGUCCGUGGCGACCGGGACGCCGGAAGAAAUCGUGCAGACGCUGUUUCCGGCUCAGUUCAUGAACGGGAAUAUUCACAUCCCGGUAGCUGUGCAGACUGUCGGAGGGACUUACAACACAACGCAGUCGGUGCACAUAUGGGACCCCAAUCAGCCGCAGAGCCAAGACGACGGAAAUGGACAACAACUCCAUCUUCAGGAACAGGGAGAGACGGAGGGGACCGCUGAACCUUCCGCAGAAAUUUUGGUUCCAGUCUCACUGAAGCCAGAAGAGGGCCUCGAGGUGUGGCGCCUUUGGGUAAAGCGAAAAAACGCCGAGCUCAGCCAGCAGGACAAGACGAAGCUCGCGCCCAUCGGACGUCGCCAGCCGCUGCGUUUCCAAGAGGACUUAAUUUCCAGCGCCGUAGCCGAGCUGAAUCUAGGCCUUUCCCUGAUGACGCAGGAGGCCCGAGGAUCAGAGGAGGAACAAUUCGCUCCAGAUGUUCUUUAUUAUGUCUUCUUAUGUAUGCAAAAGUAUCUCUUUGAAAAUGGACGAGUGGAUGAUAUUUUCUCUGAUCCGUACUACACUCGAUUUGGUGAGAGUUUACAUAAAAUCCUGACUGGUUGGAAGCCGAGUGUCCAUCCUCUAGGUUACAUCAUUCCGAGUCACGUGACGGAGGAGAUGCUGUGGGAGUGUAAACAGCUCGGCGCGCAUUCACCGUGGACUUUGUUAACGACUCUGAUGUACUUUAACACAAAGUGUUUUCGUCUGCUGACGCCCGAACAGCACCUGAAGGUGGCCUUCUCCAAGGUCUUGAGACACACGAGGAAGAACCCCACCAAUACGAAGGACAAAGCAACUACUAUUCGCCUUCUGAAAGGGCAAAGUUCACAUAAAGGACCAGAUGACUUAUAUGACGAGCAGAUUGAGGAUCCAGAAAAUCCACUUCGUUGUCCCAUUAAACUUUACGACUUUUAUCUUUUCAAAUGCCCCCAAAGCGUCAAAGGUCGUAACGACACGUACUACAUGACCCCCGAAGCCGUCGUCGCGCCGAACAGUCCCAUGUGGUACUCGUCCCAGCCCCUCACGAGUAAGCAGGUGGAGCAAACGCUGGCGCGAAUCUUAGUGGUCAGAGAGAUCCAGGAGAUCAUCGGCGCCGGUUCCGAGAGUUAAGAAAAGGAAAAAAAGCAAGCUGGCCAGCGUCAAGCGAAAGGAAGAUUGUACAAAUCCAUUUCUGAUUGUUGCCCCCUUGGCUCAAUAAACUUGCCGUCUCAACAAUCAAAUGAAGAAGCCGAUGAGUGAGUUGUCGAAGCCUGAAUUGAGAGAAAAUGUUAUUUUUAAGUUUUCGGACGCAAAUGAAAUCCAUGGUCGAUAUCAAGAAUGUAAGAUUGGACUUGGGGGGGGGGGGUAGUAAAUGGAAACUGCUCUGGUGUAAAGUAUUUUCAAGAUGAGGGUAUUUAGCCGUUUGCUCUUCUUUUAACCUCAUACUUUUUUUGUUACCAUGCCAACCUCCUAGCAGGGACCACUGCUCACCUUUUUUUGUAUUGUGUUGAUAUGUACAAAGAUGACCUUGUGCCUGUUUUCAAAAAGUGUUUGAUCGAAGUUGUCUCGAGGUAAAAGUGCUACGCGUCGUAGUCUUUUCGGGAAGCUAGAAACUUUCUCAGGUCAAAAGGUUGUGAUUGAGACUCAUAAAAACAUUUUCAACAUCUUUUGUGUACAGAUGAUUAAAUACAAAUGGACAGUC
Molecule: messenger RNA, 3253 nt
Organism: Syngnathoides biaculeatus (alligator pipefish)
Lineage: Eukaryota; Metazoa; Chordata; Actinopteri; Syngnathiformes; Syngnathidae
Product: transcriptional regulator QRICH1-like
Exons: 12
Coding region: 277-2682 (801 amino acids)
Source: RefSeq, a predicted model, not a curated record